UCAAAAACCGCUAUUUAGGCCUAGGUAAAAUAACACAUGCUACUCAGGCUGCAUAGUCGACUCAUGUAGCCCAGUCUCUUGACGUGGUUGCAUGCACUUUCUAGGCAAGAGAAUUAGUUCAGGGUUGAAUAGAACCCGAGACAACGCAAGGGAGAGUGAACUCUGAUGUGCUUGCUUUCACGCUCCUUGUUUCCUGUCCGCGUGGUUUGUGUUGGCUGCAUGUUUCCGUGGCAGCGACAAAGUGGCUCGUCGUUGCAUUGAGUGAGAAACGACAGUCAAAGCGAGAGCCCGUAGCAUUUGCUUACAUUUUUUUCACAUCCUAAGAGAGGACACCGCAACAUAAAGCUAAGCCUCAUUAAAGGAGACUGGUAUGUGUAGGAACACAGAAGCGUGAGGAACAGCACAUUUUCGCCUAGCAGCCUAAGCAAGGACAGACUUGACCCUCGCUUCUUUUUUUUUUAUAGAUAAACCUCGUUUUUUUUGUUUGUUUAGGUUUGAGAAAGCUGCAGUUUAAGCAAUUUCACCGUUUUGUUACCGCCCACUCCUGCAAAGCAACAUCUGGUUGGCAGAUUUUCAAUCGAAUCUCAUGUAUUUCGGUGAGGGCAUAUCCUAGUUAGGUCCUGUUUUGUGCUUUUCUUUUACCCACGUCCUGUCCCAAAUAAAAAAGGAGCGGCUAGUUUUUGAACGCUGCUCGUGAGAAAUUCCUAGUUAAGAUUCCAUUCGUUCCGAUGUGACAAGACAACUCACAGUGGUCAUCUGUUUUCAAGGCAAUACACAUGCAUUUCCAAAUUCUGCGUUUUUAUUAGCUAAAGCUUUGGCGGUCAUAAAUUGUUAGACAGGCUACAUUGUAAACAAAGAAGAAGAAGAGACUUAUCAAAGAAGAUGUUGCUUAAGGAGUACAGGAUAUGCAUGCCGCUGACUGUUGAGGAGUACAGGAUUGGCCAGCUGUAUAUGAUCAGCAAGCACAGCCAUGAGCAGAGUGACCGCGGUGAGGGGGUGGAGGUGGUCCAGAAUGAACCGUUUGAGGACCCCGCCCACGGUCAGGGCCAGUUCACUGAGAAACGUGUCUACCUCAACAGUAAAUUGCCCAGCUGGGCUCGAGCAGUGGUGCCCAACAUCUUCUACGUAACAGAGAAGGCCUGGAACUACUACCCUUAUACCAUAACAGAGUACACCUGUUCUUUCUUGCCCAAGUUCUCCAUUCACAUAGAGACGAAAUACGAGGACAACAAAGGCAGCAAUGACAACAUCUUCUCAGACAGUGAAAAUAAAGACCAGGAAAGAGAAGUGUGUUUUGUGGAUAUCGCCUACGACGAGAUCCCUGAGAGAUACUAUAAAGAGUCUGAGGACCUGCGGUACUUCAAGUCAGAGAAGACGUCGAGGGGCAUGCUGCAGGAGGGCUGGAGGGACACCCAGGAGCCCAUCAUGUGCUCCUACAAGCUGGUCACCGUCAAGUUUGAAGUGUGGGGCCUGCAGACGCGCGUAGAGCAGUUUGUACACAAGGUGGUGCGUGACGUGCUGCUCCUGGGCCACAGGCAGGCUUUUGCCUGGGUGGAUGAGUGGAUCGACAUGACGAUGGAUGAGGUGAGAGAGUAUGAGCGCACCAUCCAGGAAGCCACCAACGAGAAGAUUGGGAUUUUCCCCCCAUCGAUCUCCAUCAGCGAGAUGCCCCUGUCCUCCUGCACCCUCUCCGGCCCCGCCAGCGCCCCCACCACCCUCUGCACUGAAGCCCCAGAGUUCCUCUCCGUCCCCAAGGACCGAGCCCGCAAGAAGUCCGCCCCUGAGACCCUCACCCUGCCCGACUCCGCUACCCAGAACCAGAGUGGAGUCCCCCAGGGCUCUAUGCUGGUGCCAGUUCCAAAUCAAAAUCACUCCCCCUGGCCCUCCUCUGACUCUGACCAGGCUGGGUUAGGGGAGGAAUAGGAGGGACGGGAUGUUCUUUUCCCCAAUAUGCCCCGCCACCUCACUGUCUUAGUAGCCCAGCAAGACUAGCCUCUACGCCCCAGUGCCCAGUCCUCCAGGCCCAACUAACCAUAUCCCAGAGUUCAGUGCUUCUUACACAUAUCACCAGAGGUCAAAGGUCUAACCACCAGUUUCCAAUCUCUUACAUCCUCAACACAAGUCGGUUUUGUCAGCCUUCAAUGGAUGGCUUCCUCUUCCUGAGAUCUAGCCAAUCAGAUGUCUGACCGACUGUGACAACCACCUAAGCUGUCCAUCAAGAGAACAUAUCCACAAGGGGUUUUGUGUCCUGUCCUCAAUUAGCGAUCCCUGUGUUCGUCUUAAAAUAAGUUAUUGAUAAAAUGCCAGAUGGAUUCUCUUUUUUUUUAUAUAUCAGGUCAGCUGAUGAUCCUUAUGUAAUGUAAAUGUAGUUGCCAUAACACCACGAAAUUAGAGAUACAAUGAUAUUAAUAUUGUUUUGUGAACAUCUUUCCAUGGACUUCUCAGCCUACAAAUAUAUCAAAAUAUAAUUUGGACCUUGAAAUAAAUACACUUUUUAAAUUAACAAAAUGGAAGUAGGAGUACUGUAGUAUAGUUAGAUUUUAUAAAUACAUUGACACCACCUUUCACCUGGACAGAGGACAGACCAUUCAAAACUGAACCCAGAUCUGUGUAUGUUCACGUCUCCACUCCACACUCCUACUGAAACAGAUGCAAGAUCAGUACAAUCACAGAAAGAGAUCCCUUCUCAGGUCUCCAGAGCUCUGCCUCAGCCCUCUUUAGGAAGGGCAGGGAACGUAACCAUUCUCUCCUUGCUUUAAAACACAAUUUUUAUACCUGCACAGAUAUAUCUAUAUACUAUAUCUAUACUCACCUGUCUACUUAACUAACCUUUGGAACGUUUACACAACAUUAGAUAAGCCAUGAUAAAAUACAUAUUGGGUAUCAAGUUUGACAUUGAGGAGUGAUGCAGUCCGUUUAAUCAAAUUGGUAUAGCAACAGAACAGAUAUAACGAGGGAAAAUGACAUUUGGGGGAUAUGCUGUAAAUGUAAGUGAACAUUGAGCACAGUGGAGUUGAUAAGAAAUUCCAUGCUUUCGCAGGGCACUCGCUUCAACCUGGCCUUAUUCUAUGUACUUGGUUAUCUUUGCGUUGUGCGCAUUGUGUUUUUAGGAAUACCGAUAAUGUUGCUUGCCAAUGUUGGUUCUGUACCAGUUUCGGUGGGAUCCGAAAGUUAUUUUGACGCAACAACGUUAGCGGCGGCCAUCUUUUUUUCCCCCUGCGCUAGCCUCACCACUGUCAUCAGAAACUUUUGGAGGGGUGGGGGGGGGAGAAACAUUGAGGACUGAAGGUUUCUCUUUAUGUAAUGCCCUAGCUACUGUUUUAUACAAUCACAUAAAUGCAUAAAGGGGUCUCAUAUGCCGCAUGAAAUGUUCACAAACAUGUAUACAUAUGUGAAGUAUAUGUGUAUAUAAAUGGCAGGAUAUAUUGUGGAUGCGAAAUUGUAGAGAAAGCGAAUGUGCCGUUGUCCUAGGCUCUGUAGUGUAACCAUUGUAUAGUAAAGCGGAGUUUUAGCAGAGACUGAAACGGAGCAUGUUCUGAGAAGACAACUCUCUACUCAGUGCCUCUGCAUGCAAAAGUCUCUAUUGUCUCGUCUGAAUACAAAUCCAAAACAUUUCAAUGAAGAAAAAACAUCCCAUUUUGUUGUGAUGUUAAAGGGCAAUUGCACCACUUUUCAACCUCAUUUUCAUUAUCUCCAGCACAAUACCGGUGUCUGCAUAUGUGAAAAUGGCGCAGUUCUGCAUUUUGUAGAAAGAAAUAUAAAGUUACAAAGUUCUGCCCGAUGACAUCAUCAACCAUUUUUUUUAAACUGAUUUUCAAACACAUUGAGAUUCACGGUGACGUGGAGAAAUAAAAUACCCCCCUCUGGCUUGAAACUCGUUUCAGGUUUUGAAAAUCACAGUUUUUCUUCCUUUUAAUCCUACCUUGUAAUGUCAUAGAGAAGCAUUUAGAACCUUCUCUUUGCAACCACAGAUCAUAGAAACACACCGUUUUCACAUAUCUAGACACCCGUAUGGUGCUGGAGAUAAUGAAAAUUAGGUUGAAAAGUGGCGGAAUGGCCCUUUUUAAGCCUACUAUUCAAUGUAUUGCAAUUUCAAAACAUUGAUUUGAAAUACAGAUUCAUGUUAGUUGCUUUCAUCAUUGUUUUGUCCUGAAGACGUCACAUUACAUUACAUAUGUGGGCAUUUGCACUUUGUGAUGAGAAAGCGAAAUUAGCCGUUAACAAACAUACUGACUGUUAUAUCUCUGUUUUGUUGGACAAGCCGACUUGUUGGUCAGAUAUAGACCACUAUAGACCACUCUACACUAUAGACCACUAUAGACCACUCUACAGUGUCUAACCCCAAAAUGUCUCAUCUUUACACAAGAUGCUCACUAUCAUUCUAAACUGUACUCGUCUUUGCUGUUAAAUUUCCUGUGGGAUACAUGUGUUAAAUGAUAUUGACUAUGAGGAAUAAAAAAAAGUUCCAGGGAUAUGUUUGAGUGCCAGUAAACGAAUGGCUAUAUCAAAACGAACGCAACAUGAAAAUGCAUAACAUCCAGGGUCAGUUAAUUUUCGGAGAGAAGGUCGAGGUUUUAUAAAUAGUCAACUCUUUCAUUGUCGGUUGCAUGCUCCACGUAAGUUCAUGAAGACUUUUUGAGUGAGCUUACUGGAGCAUGGAACCGAAAGUGAAUGAGUUUACUAUUUACGGAACCUAGUCCUUCACUCUGGAAAAAUAACCAACCCUUGAGAUUAUACUUGUCAUUUUCCAUUUAGUUUUGAGAGUGCAAAAGUUUGGUUUGAAUCUACAACAUUUAAGGUGCAACGUCCCAUUUGUUAGUUCUCUUUAUCGAGCUGUUAAAAAAUCCACAGUAGAAAAGAACAUUGUAACUACAUACUGUACGUUACAACCCUAUGUGCAAAAUACAUUGAAAAUAGGUAUUUUUGGUUGAAAGGACAUUGAAAAUAGGUAUUUUUGGUUGAAAGGACAUUGAAAAUAGGUAUUUUUGGUUGAAAGGACAUUGAAAAUAGGUAUUUUUGGUUGAAAGGACAUUGAAAAUAGGUAUUUUUGGUUGAAAGGACAUUGAAAAUAGGUAUUUUUGGUUGAAAGGACAUUGAAAAUAGGUAUUUUUCAACAUAUUAUGCUCACUGUGAAAAGAUUUACUUAGAAUUUGGAACCUCCCCAUUGUAGUGUGCAUCAUCGACAUUCCAGUUGCUUUUGGUGAUCCUACAGCUCUUUGACAUAAUGACACAUGAUCUAUGAAAACAAUAUUUGAAUCCAUCUUUUUUUAGUUUCUAUUGGGGGGGACUGUGUUUACUUUUGAAUUUUUACAAUAUACCUUGACUCGGAGGUUGGUUUUCUGUUAUAAGUUUCACAAGUGCUGUAGUUUGAUUUUGUGGUUUGCUGUAUUUCAAAUGGCAUCUGUUCAUUCUAUGAAAAGGACCAAGCUUUCGUUGUGUCCCUCCUGGUGCGGCUUGCCAGGCUGUCGUGCUGUCUCCCUAGCUCUGGUCCAGGUUGUCACUGCUGCUUCCUGACACUGAGCCUCUUAAGCAGGAUGAGCGUUAGCAAUCCACACUAACACCCUGGACCAGAGCUACUGUUUCCCUAUCUGAAGUGCCAUCCUUGUUCGGCUACUGGAAGUCGCUCUGGGUUCUUCCACUGAUUAUACUUGUUAUAUUUUUACUGCCCUCCUUGAGGUACAUUUUGGUUCUCUGUUGUAAUUAUUGUUUCACUUUUUUCUUAAUUCUUGUAGUAAAUAAAGUUUACUUGCUACUA
This is a messenger RNA of Oncorhynchus keta (chum salmon), 5755 nucleotides long. RefSeq names its product cytoplasmic phosphatidylinositol transfer protein 1-like. Gene Ontology annotation, biological process: phospholipid transport. Gene Ontology annotation, molecular function: phosphatidylinositol transfer activity; phosphatidylinositol binding. The record is from RefSeq and is a predicted model, not a curated record. Gene Ontology annotation, cellular component: cytoplasm. Lineage: Eukaryota; Metazoa; Chordata; Actinopteri; Salmoniformes; Salmonidae.